AUGUCAACCGGGAGUCAACAUCCUAUAGGAGACCCAGACUUGAGACCAAUCGAAGGCUCCAUCAAGCCAGCGCCUAGGCAGGCCAUAAAGCCUAGUGCUGGAACAGGAGACCACAUGUCUAACGUGGCGAAGGCCCAGGGCAACAAUGGGCAGGUCAGUGUCCUUCACUCAAGAUUGCAUGGCUCCGCACCAAGCAGUAAGACCAAACCUCCAGGCUCAACCACGUACCGCACCAGUAGCUGGUAUCGUCACGAUCCAAUCGACUUUGAUGAAUUGGAUUCUGGUCUGGCGACAACAGUACAACCGCAGUUGCCGGCGCCAAUGUCUGGGCACUCGUCGUCACUUCCAACGAUCCUUGAACCAGUUGGUGGUACGAAGAAUGGAUCAGCUACCUUGGAUAGUGCCCGAGUCACGGAGAUCUUCCGACUUUUUGGACCUAAUGCCGAAACGCGACCUACGCAGCCAAGUAUGACGCAAAAGACUUCAAUCAAGGUCACGAGUGGGAUCCCGCCGCAACAUCCAGACAGAACCAACAAGCUGAUACCAAAAACUCAGAGCGCUUUGAAGGAGAUGGCAGGAAAGAAGCCAAAGCCCCAACUCAAGCAGACUCAAGCCGCCCAGAAAGGAUUUCAGGCGACGCCUCCCACCAGGACAGCUCAGCACGUGCGGGAGGGCCAACCACCCAAGUCUGUUGCACGCCAUCCUGACUCGGCAACUCCUGCUCUCAAAACCACUCCGGCGGCACAAAAGGAUCGCUCGAGGUCCACUAUUCAUACCGGCAGGUCUAAAGCAUCCGCCGACGGCGAGCGAGCUACGGGCCAGAGUCAAACAGGGCCGAAAGCCCCAAACAAUAAAGUCAGCGGCAUUAAACCAACUAAAGCAACCCCGAAGAGACAGUCUGGUCGGGCAGGGUCGAGUGAGCGCAAAGGGUCCAGAGUUUCAGGGAAGGAGAAGAAGACCUCAGGUCCAAAGCCUCAAAACCCUCCUCCCAAAGGGAACAAAUCCAACGGUUUGUCUCCGACUCCUGGCAAGCGCGGAGGAAACAGCAGCCACAUCACCAAAAACAGCUCCGUGACAAACUCAACGACUAACACCACCAUUCAUGUCAUCGGUGGAAACUCCGACAAUUCGGAAUCGGAGCGUAAUACCACGAGCGAUGACCUGUCUGGAGACGAGACCGAUGGAAAUGGCGACUUCCCUGAGGCCACUGGUGUUGAUACUUCGGUGCCAUCUUCACCAGUUAGUUCAACCGGGCAAUAUCCUACAGGACAAUCAGAGUCGGAAAGUCCCUCCAACAACAAUGGAGAGCCUGAUCAACAGCUUGAGACUGCGUCUCAUUCAUCAUCUCCAGCAUCUCAGAUUGGUGGUCAAAUAUCAAAUUUCCCUGGUCAGCAAGCCCAGGUCCAGAUCCAUGGUCAUGGGGUUCAGUCGGAGACCGGCAUAGGCACUUUGCCAUCAGGCACAUAUAUCCCCGCUUCAUUCAUCUCCCAGGAGUCUGCAAAUGAAGGCUUUGGUCAAGGUUUCCAGUCUGAUGCCGCAGAGAGCGCAAUGCCCUCACACAAUGGCACACAGUCUGCGUCUGGGGCUGCCACGGCUGGGGGACAGGGCUCAGCCACCCCCUACUCGACGCAGGAUUCACUUACGGGAUACAUGCAGCAACCUGUGUCGCAGCCAGGGUACGAGCAGGGUGGACAAAUGUCGUUAUUUCCUUCAAAUGGAAAUGCUCCCUACGACGAUCAGCAUUGGAAUCCCGCGCCAUCGGGGCCACCAGCCUUUUCACCCGGCAAUGGCAAUCGUCGGCUUUCCAAUCAUCUCAGCCUGAAUCCUGGGACUUCGUACCCGGUUAUGGAAAGCGACAACAAGCUACAGCCAGGCUGGAGGGCAAACGCGAUUGGCGAUGCGUCUGGCGGUAGUUCAUUUUCAGCUCCUGUUGGGACGAAGCCCCCGUCAAUUCAGGGACUGCCUGUAGGCGCCCCAACUUACGUGGCAUCUGAACAACAGCCCUCAGUGCCUGCCUCCACCACUACCGGAGGAUGGCCUCCGAAGAAUUCAGGAUUUGAUGCCGACUCUUACGGUGUUCCUAAUGCUGAAAUGGAUCGCAAAGGGCAGACCCAAGAUGCAGGGCACAUGCCAGCCGCUCAACCGGGGCCGUUCUCCAACCAAGUCGUAUCUCCAUCGUGGCCAGUGGAAACUGGACAGGGAAACAAUUGGAGCUACCUUUCUCCGACUACUGCGCAAGCCCCCGAGUCCUCGUACGAUCCAUGGGCACCACAGACAGGGGCUUCAAAUCAGUCGAAGACAGACCCGUGGGAAGGAGCACAGAUUACAGGCAUGGGCAAGCCGAAUUCAGCCUGGGAUUCCCAAGUUGAGCCCAUGUAUCCUGGCCCAUCAGCAAAGCCUUACACUUCAGGUACCCAAGCGUGGCAGCCACAGGGAAGUCUUUCAACGGGGCAGGGUCACUAUUCCUCUCCCAAUGAAAAUCAGAAUGCAACUUUGGCAGAUUGGAGCAAUCGUAAAAAUGCCUCAGCCGCCGGAGGACCCCAAGCAUCUCAUGAUCCAACAUGGCAGGCUUCGGCGCCCUACGCAGAACAGAGCUCGCACAUAGGUCCUUAUGGCUCUCGAAAAGGACCCGAUGAGCAUCAGCCUUUUACACAUGGAGGCCAGCCAUCACCGAACUCCGACAGCAGAACCAACAGAUUGACAGCAGCUGCCUUGGGUUUGGCUGCGGGAGCAGCUAUCGGUUAUGGAGUUGCUUCCUUGGCUCGUAGCUCGUCCACAUCGUCUGCAUCAUCAAGGGCUUCCGAUCAGGGAGAUGACGAAUUGGAGCCAUAUAGCACCCAGGUUUGGAACGAUCCAUAUGGACAACAUGGCACUCUAUAUGACGAUGAAAAUGAUGCUUCUCAAGAGACGAGCAGUAUCAAAAGUGUGAGUUCGUCGUCGCCAUCAGAUCAGGAAACUACAGGCUGCUUUGCACCAGAGCAACAAUCGGUGAAUAGCAAUUGGGAUGAAAAUGCCGACAGCACCCACUACGCCGACAUGAACCACCAUGGAGACCUUUACAGGAACGAUUCUCAGCAUUUCGACGACCGAUUCAUGACAUCAAAUCAAUCUUCGCCGACUUACUACAACGACGAGCAUUUUGCUCAGCAACCGAACGAAUUUGAACAACUAUACGCACACCAAGAGGUCUUUGACAAUGCUGAUGAGCAUGGUAAUUGGCCCGGUGAGGACAAUACAUAUCAGCAGUCACACGAAGAUCAAUUUGAGAGUGAUAAUGAGAGCGCGUCUGAUUCAGAGUCCUUGCUCUACGAUCACCAGCCCGAUUACGGCCAUGAGCCACAGAAUCAGUACUUUCAACAUCAAGGAUAUGCGCCAGAGGCCUAUCAGGACUCAGUUGGAUCUGAGGAUGAACAGAGUGAUGUGCAGACCGACUAUCAGGAUGAAAAUGGUGGCGAGUUGAGCGAACAGUCUGACGGUCACGAUGAUGAGGAUGACUACGAUAAUGGAUUUGACUCCCAAGACGACUCAAACUAA
Molecule: messenger RNA, 3534 nt
Organism: Colletotrichum siamense
Lineage: Eukaryota; Fungi; Ascomycota; Sordariomycetes; Glomerellales; Glomerellaceae
Exons: 1
Coding region: 1-3534 (1177 amino acids)
Source: RefSeq, a predicted model, not a curated record